AUGAAAACUUCAGCGAAAUGGGGCAUUGGUAUUGGUGUUGGUAUACCCGGUGUACUAAUUCUUAUUGGUUUAAUUGGUUUAUUAAUUAAAUUUUUUAUGAAACGUUGUCGUAGUAGAGCUUGGGAUGAGAUAAAUUCAUUACCGAAACAUGUAGAUUCAUCGGAUAAUAGUACUAAUCGUAGAGCACCAAAGCGUUUAUCAUCUGAACGUGAACCAUUAUUUCCCACAACAACAGGAAAUGUUAUGGUCGUAUCUGAUGGUCAUAUAUCUAUACCAAUUGGUGAGAGUGAGUCACCAGCUGCACAAUAUCAACAAGCAAAUACAAAAAAACAUGAACAUACACUUGUUCAAAUUCAACGAGACCGUUUAAAUCGUCUUAAAGAAGAAGAAAAUCGUUCAAGACCAAUGUUGCAUUUAAGUACUGGUGAACUUGAUAUACAGCGUGCAAUUGAUCAAGCACAAAAGGAAUUCGAAGAAUCGGUAUGA
Messenger RNA from Rotaria sp. Silwood2, 486 nucleotides. The record is from the annotation of a GenBank genome assembly. Lineage: Eukaryota; Metazoa; Rotifera; Eurotatoria; Philodinida; Philodinidae.